CGUUUUCAACAGCCGAUGGCGACUCCACAAACAAGUUCGUAUCGUAGCAAGCAUUGCUUGGAAAAGCGUCAGAAUGAGUCGCAGAAAAUUCUGCAGAAAUACCCAGAGAGGAUCCCAGUGAUCGCAGAGAAGCAUGACAGAAGCGAGUUGCCGGAUAUUGAAAAACAGAAGUUUUUGGUUCCGGGAAACAUGCUCUGCGGUGAAUUCAAGUACAUAGUUCAUAAGAGUAUCUUCAGGCCUGAUACGGUUGAUGCGCAGUCGGAAGAAAACGGCAGAGAUGCGGCAAUUAAGCACUCGUCUAACGAGACUAUUUACCUUUUUGUUGGGAAGAACGUCGUGCCCAAAACCGGAGAUACCAUGAACGAAUUAUAUGAGAAGUUCAAAGAUGAGGAUGGUUUUCUGUAUGUCACGUACAGCAGCGAGAACACGUUGGGCCAGUGGUAGCAGUUGCGAUGUGCAUGACGGCUAUUAAGUGGAUG
Molecule: messenger RNA, 479 nt
Organism: Perkinsus marinus ATCC 50983
Lineage: Eukaryota; Perkinsozoa; Perkinsida; Perkinsidae
Product: autophagy 8i, putative
Exons: 6
Coding region: 16-444 (142 amino acids)
Biological process (GO): cellular response to nitrogen starvation
Source: RefSeq, a predicted model, not a curated record